Molecule: messenger RNA, 1239 nt
Organism: Clarias gariepinus (North African catfish)
Lineage: Eukaryota; Metazoa; Chordata; Actinopteri; Siluriformes; Clariidae
Gene: slbp
Product: stem-loop binding protein
Exons: 8
Coding region: 90-884 (264 amino acids)
Biological process (GO): mRNA 3'-end processing by stem-loop binding and cleavage; mRNA transport
Cellular component (GO): cytoplasm; histone pre-mRNA 3'end processing complex
Molecular function (GO): mRNA binding; histone pre-mRNA stem-loop binding
Source: RefSeq, a predicted model, not a curated record
UGUUGACGGGGACUACAGAGCGACUAGCGCGCGCUUUGUCAAACUCUCCGCAGCUGUUCAUCUCGACACAACUCUCAGCGUCACGAGCCAUGUCUUACCGUCAUAAACACCGCGGUGUCGACGACUACAGGGCUGAGGAAAACAGGAACAAAGGACCAAGGUGGUCCCACAGCAGGAAACGGGAUGCUGACGGAAAUGUAAGAAGAUCACGUGAUGAGUCUGAGACCAACACUUCAGAUAGAAGAGGAUCAAACAGGCCAGAAUGUUUCACAACUCCUGAGAGUGAAAAACCUGUGUCGAGAGUACGAGACUGGGCAGAGGAGGUGGAGAAUGAUGAAAUGCGCACCAAUGUUCGGCGGGACAUGGAGCGUUACAGACGGCGGAUACUAACUGGAGAUUGUGUUCAAAGGGAAAGAAAAAUGUCAUCUGGCAGUUCAGACUCGAGAGAAUCCAGAGAUUCCCCCCUACCUGGAGACAUUGAGACUGAUGAGACUGUCCUAAUGAGAAGACAAAAGCAGAUUAACUAUGGGAAGAACACAAUCGCCUAUGACCGAUACAUUAAAGAAGUACCAAAGCACUUGAGAAAACCUGGGGUUCAUCCACGUACUCCCAACAAAUUUAAGAAAUACAGUCGCCGUUCAUGGGACCAGCAGAUAAAACUGUGGAAAGUCAAACUUCAUGCCUGGGACCCCCCUGCUGAUGAAGACAGCGAUCUGCAAGCUGUAGAUCUGGGCGAGGUCAUGGACUUUGAGCUAGAUGUUGAGUGCUCAGUGGAUCCUGAACCAGAAGCUUCAGGGUCAAAAUCUAGCAGUUCAUCAUCAUUCCCUGAGGACUCUGGAACCCCUCACAAGAUGAUGAAAAUAGAUGAAGCUGAGAUGUCUUAGCUGCUCUCACUGAUGCACUGAUGUGAGAGAACUGUUAGCACUGAUCCUCGCAUGAUUUUAUUGUUAAUACUGUUCUUUUUUUUUUUCUUUUUUUUUCUUUUUAUUUUUUUUUAAACACCUCCAUUUUUUCCUGGUGAAUUCAGAAGCUAUGUGUUGUUAGUUAAAGAUUACACUGAUUAUAAGUUGUUCUCCAUAUGAGCAGGUUUUUCACUUCAAGGUGUUUGUUUCUCAUAUGUGAUUGUAAAGUAUUGAUUUUAUUUUUGUGGUAUUGUAAAUUUGACAUUUCUGUUUAAUAUUUAACCAGUUGUUUUAUAAAUACUGCUUUGAAAUAAAGAAAAGAAUCUGAAAACACAAA